AUGUGUCUAGGAGUUGUGGAGGACGAUGAGGAUAAUGGUGACAUGGAAAGUGUCAAUGUUGUAUCUCAUGGACAGGUUAUUCGACUUAAUGUUGAAGAAGCAAAAAGAUUCGAUUCGGACAAUAUUAGACGCCAGCUUGGUGCAAAGAAGUUGUCGCUAGUGUUGGAUCUGGACCACACGUUGCUGCAUGCCGUGCGUGUUGAUGAUGUGGUAGGCGAUAUUGCCAAGACAGACAAUCUUCACUUCUUCUUUAUUCCCGGCCUGGUCCAGCAGCACGUAGUAAAACUACGACCAGGGCUGACAGAGUUCUUGACGGAGCUUUCAGCGCUGUAUGAUUUGUUCAUUUACACGCAUGGCACGCGACUGUAUGCUGAACAGAUUGUAAAGAUCAUUGAUCCGGACGAAACAUACUUUAAGAACCGGGUUGUGGCACGCACAGAUACACCUGACAUGCUUCACAAAUCUCUGAAAUUGCUUUUUCCUUCGUGCGACGACUCAAUGAUCCUUGUUCUUGACGAUCGAAUCGACGUGUGGAAGGAUAAUGAAGGGAACGUUUUUCUAAUCGAGCCGUACCACUAUUUCAAAUGCACUUCCGAGAUCAACAAUUCGUCCGGGCGUGGUAUAGCAGGUAUGGAGAUCUCGGAGGCUACAGCUAGCGAGGACAGGCAUCUUGCACAAUCAACGACGGUUCUGAAGCAUGUUCAUGAAGCUUUCUAUGCGGGUUACGAAAGAGGUAUGCAAGGUACAACUGCGGAAGAUCAAAUGGCUGGUAACGGUCGUGAUGUUAAAUCAAUUCUGAGCGCGCAAAAACGGGCUAUUUUGCAUGGCUGCUCUAUAGUAUUCAGUGGGGUGUUCCCGAUUGUUGGACCUCAAAGUCAUCAGUCGCACUAUCUGUGGCGGCUAUCGGUAGAUUUGGGUGCAGUUCCAAGUAUGACGUUGACAGAUUUUCCGCUAACACAUCUUGUGAUCCACCCGGAGCGUUUGGGAACGCAAAAGCACGUUCAGGCAAAAAAGAUUGCUAGCGUGCUGAUUGUAACGCCCGAUUGGAUCAUGAAGUGUGCUCGAACAUGGUCUCGCGUCCCCGAACAGGACUUCCUUGCAGACGAAUGGAAAGCUAGGCAUGCAAGCAAAGAACCUGCAGCGACGAUAGAUGGUGACACAAGCGCGUCUUCUGAAGAUGCACCAGCCGAAAUAUUAAGCGCAACCUCGACAGGCUCCAGUAGUGAUGUAAACGAAGAUCAAUUGCUUGCAAGAGCUCCAGUUGCAACAGAGAAUAAACCGGUAGCAAGUAUUCUAGUAAGCCAGGAGGGCGGUGCGAAUGGCGGUAAGCAUGUCACGUUUGCGAAGGCUACUGACGACGCUGGUAAACUUUCUGACGAAGACCGCACUGCACAAAAGUCAAACAUGGUGAGAAGGUCUCGAGUAGUUCGUAGAUCGUCCGGCACCUGUCAUGCUGGUAUUCCUGUUAUUUGUGGUGCUGUUACAACUGGUGUCGUGGCUACUGGUGGUACGUUUGAUUUCUUGUCAAAAAUCAAAGCAACGAAGCGUAAACCAUCCAGCAUUGCCAAGGUGAAGAAGGUUAAAAACUCUACGAAAGCUCCAGCGCCCCUAGUAUCUCCACCGAGUGAUGUAGACGAUGCCUUUAUGCGACUCAUUGCGGCUGAGGAGCGUGAAAAUGAAGAGGAACGAAAGCGUAUGGAAUCAUCAACGAAUAUUAAAGACCGGCUUAUUACCCGACGGGCCAAAAAAGACAACGGCAAACGAACGCAUGACUCAGAUCCUGCUGCAGCAAGGCCUGAAGAUAAGCGUAUGCGAGUCAUCCCCCCAGAACAGAUCGAUGGAGUUGAAAGCGCUGAUGGCGAGGACGAAGAGCUGGAUGACCUCGAAGCUGACAUUCUUGGGGACCUAUAA
Messenger RNA from Peronospora belbahrii, 1911 nucleotides. Lineage: Eukaryota; Oomycota; Peronosporomycetes; Peronosporales; Peronosporaceae. The record is from the annotation of a GenBank genome assembly.